Molecule: messenger RNA, 4473 nt
Organism: Penicillium verrucosum
Lineage: Eukaryota; Fungi; Ascomycota; Eurotiomycetes; Eurotiales; Aspergillaceae
Exons: 3
Coding region: 1-4473 (1490 amino acids)
Biological process (GO): telomere maintenance
Cellular component (GO): chromosome, telomeric region
Molecular function (GO): DNA binding
Source: RefSeq, a predicted model, not a curated record
AUGAAUGCGAUCGAGCAGUCUCCCGAGCAGCCUCCCGCGCUGGGGCACUUGACCAGAGUUCCGAUAGCUCAGCUUUCUCCCGACAUUGAGCAACUGGCCGAAAAGUCUUUUCUUGCAACUGUGGCACUUGUGUGGCCAUACUCCUCUUCCACCAAGUCUGUGAGCCUUCUGUUAGCGGAGCCGGAUUUCCGCCUAAGGGGCGCCAAAGGACAAAUCAAGGCCACGUUUCAUGGGCGGGUCGCAGAGAAGGUCGCAGAAUCGCAUGUCGGAAUUGGGGAUACUGUUUGUCUGGCCUUGAAAGAUAUCAAGUUUGUCAGCAAUGACGGCGUCCAGCAAACCCCAGGAAGGUCAGUCGCAUGGGAUGCGCACUGGGAGAAUGGCGUGUUUCUCGAGAUCUACCGAUCUUCCCAAUCCCCGUUGAUAAUAUCAGUUGAGCCGCAAGUGACAGCACCGCAUGAAACCGAAUCCGCACCGCCUACAACCCCUAGUGGGAAAUCGAUCAAUCCCGAACUUGACCUGCCUUCUAGUGCACGCCUCUGGGGAUCACCGGUAUUCCUUGAGUCUGCCCGGACCUCAUUCGGAGGAACAAUCCGUUCCACCUUCCAUGAUUUUGCGGAGGAAGAUGGAUUUGUUCCCGGGAAAGGAAGGAAAAAGCCGAGAUAUAGCCUGCACAGGGAAGAUUGGCGUGUUAUCGAUGAACCAGAAAGCCCACAUGAGCAAGAAGCCCCUGUGGAUUGGGAACAGGCUUUGAUACAUUCUAUCGACCAAGAGCUCGAUGAGGCAGAUUUGGCGAGUGAGCCUUCAGACGAACCGAUGACGGAUGCUGCCCAAGCUCCAACAUUCACAGAGGAUGCACCAGAAGAUCCGCUUCCAGUGUUCGCGAAGCCCUCCCUUGAAUUGACCGGGAGUAUCCUUGAAAGACAUGCCGACGAGUCGAAUGCUUUAUCUCAUGAACAAGCUGAUAAAGAUGGAACACCUUUUCAUCUACCAACGGAUACACCGCAGAUUAGACCCAUCCCUUCUCCGGGGCUCCCGAUCCCUUCGCCCCUUGUAUCUCAUCAUGUUGGCUCGUCUCGCGAUCUCCUGCCAUGGACUGCGCCCACGCAGCCCCAGGAGAGUGGAUCUGUUCCUGUGGACAUGGGCACCAUGGCAACCCCCGCAGCAUCAUCUAUCGAGACCCAUCACACCGAUCCCAUCAGCCCCAUCCAUACGGAGACAGUAGAACCAGUUGAUCCAAAUGUUGAACCCAUCCAUCAAGAACAUGUCUUAGAUGCCGGUUUUGGCUUCCGCGAUGAUUCGGCGUCAAAUCCAAACCGAGAGGGUCUACCAGAAAGACAAGGAGUUGAGAUAAUCGACGCGGAACUUAUUGAGGAAUCAGAUGUCGUUGAUGCUAAUGUGGUCAUCAACACUACCGGCGACGAGGCUCAAACGUCAAAUGAAACAGAGCAGAGGCAUACCGUGGAUGAUCUUAACCGCGAUCAUGCAUCACCACUUUCAGGCUCGGCAGGUGAAUCGGAUGACUCCCCUGGCGUCAACGACGAAUCUGCUGCCAUUCAAGCUGAUACGGGCACUGAAAAUGCCGCCGACGAAGCCCAGGCAUCAGAUGAAACAGAUGACGAACGUCUCAUUGAUGUCAGUUACCUAUGGCGCGAUGAUUCAGUAUCAUCUUCGCGCUCGGAGGAGGGCUUGGAAGAUGAAUCACUUGAAUCCUCACAAGGGAUCGAUGGCUCAGAUAUUGCCCAAGCUGAUCUUGGCAUUGAAACUGUCAGCGAUAAUGUUGGACUUCACAAGGAACAUUCUGAGCCUGAGCCUCAGUCAGUCAACUAUCCACAACUAGCCACCACUCUUGAUCAGGAUGCGAUUGAUGCCCUCGAAAGAAUGAUAACCGAUCGAGAUGAGGAAAUUGAAAGGAAGAGAGACAUGGAAGAGGAAAAAGUAAUGGAAGACAACAUCGAUCGUUCACCCAGUCAAGAAUACAGUGAAGAAAAGCAUGAAAUGGCCAAGGAUGAAGAAGUGUACUAUGCGGAGUCAGUGGAAAAUUACAAUUCACAAGAUGAAUAUGAAGACGAGGAUUUCCCUUGUGAUCCUCGAUUGGAAACACGAUUGGACCAAGAUGAGUUCAGUGAUGAAAAGUCUGAGCAGGAACAGAACCUGCCUUCGCAGACGAGAACCCAAGAAGUAAUCGUGCUUGACAGUGACAGUGAUGAUGAGCCUACCUCCAAUUAUCCGGCAGCCUCAGCUUCGCAGUCAGCAGAACGAGAGGACCACUCACACCGCUUUGAGUCUGGAUAUCCAGAUGUCCCUCCAGCCACAGCCGAGUUUGCAACGGGUGUACAGUAUCCAGAGCCGUGGUAUGUCGGUAGAGAGGGUGGCUAUCACGGAGCUGAGGAAGAAGAUUCAGACAUGGUUGAGCGCGAAGAGAGCGAGGAAAGUGACGAAAUCGAAGACAGUGAAGAGCGUGAAUACAAUCAACAGGAUGAUCGAGUUCACGAGAGUGACAUGGAGGAUGACGAGCCGACCUCAGAUCACUAUGAAACGGUCCAUCCAUCUGAAGUGGCAUCACCCAACCCUGAACAGGAUGAAGACAGACAAAUGGAUGACGCGGAACUCAUCGAAGAAGCUGACAUCGACGAGGAUCAUUCUGCGGCCACACUUGGCGCAGAGAAAAGUGAAGAGCGCGAAUACGAUGAACAAGAAGGCCGAGUUCACGAGAGCGACAUGGACGACGAAGAGUUGUCCCAAGACCACUACAAAACACCUCAUCUAUCUGAAGUGGUAUCGCCCAACCCUGCGCAAAACGAAGAUAAAGAAACAGAAGAGGCGGAGCUCAUCGAAGAAGCCGACCACGAUGAAUAUUACACUGCGGCCAACCUUGACGCAGAGCGACGUGAAGAGCACGAGCACAAUGAAGAAGAUGAUCGAGUUGACGAGAGUGACAUGGAUGAUGACGAAUCGACCCGAGACCACUAUGCAACAGACCACCCAUCUGAAGUCGUAUCACCCAACCCUGAGCAGGACGAAGAUGAUGAAAUGGAAGAUGCGGGGCUGAUCGAAGAAGCCGACGACGAGGAAUAUCAUGACGCGGCCACAGUUGGCGUAGAUAUGGAAGUGCCAGUUGAUCAGAACUCUGAUGAGGGGCAACCAGGCAAUAUUGAUCCAAAUUUGCUUGAUAUGCCUGAAUCUCAUCAUCAAGGCGUGUCCUCAGUCGAAACUCAUGCUGGGCAGUAUCUCCCUGUGGACGGACAAUCUGAUUUGCAUAUACCUCCAUCUACUCGAAAUGCCAUGGCCGAUCUUUUAUUGAAACAUGAACAUGAACCGCCUGUCGAAGGACACGAAGGGUCCAAAGGACACGAAGGGUCCAAAGGACCCGAAGGACCCGAGGCCCUUGGCGGUCGAGUCUCGCCAUCCAUUAGACGUUCAUUUGAGCGACAACUCUUGACCUUGGACCCCACCCAGGAAAAUGCAUUCACACGUGAGCUGGUUAAUGAUAUUGAAGUUGAAACUUCAUUCACGAUCGAAGAAAAUGACGCCCCUGCUGGUCUGGAUAGAGUGUCGCAGCCUACUGGCUCCCCGGAGUCCGACCAAGAUGAUGGUCUCGAAGCAGAACCCAUAGAGGAUAUCCAACGAGAGAUGCACGUUGAUGGACAGGAUGAUUCCAUGCCUCCUUCAGAACUCGCCGAAGCAGCGGAGCCCCCCAGCAACGCCCGAACCUGGCCGAUCUCUAGAAGUUCACCGGCAGUUUCCGCUGCACAGCCCCCAGUACCUGAUCGUAAUGCCUCUGGACUGCGUAGCAAGCUUUCUUACUUCGCCCCGCUCGCUACACUCAUUGAUCACUACAAUGCAUUGGUCGAUACCAUCUCAAUUGUGCACGAGGCCUCACCAAUAACCCGAGCCAAAUCCGGUUCGAAAGACUGGUUCGUGACUAUUCAACUGUCCGACCCCUCCAUGGCUGGCACGACUCUUCGUGCUCAGAUUUUCCGGCGCCACAAGGCCUCAAUGCCAUCAUUGGCAGAAGGCAACGCCAUACUCUUACGCGACUUCAAGGUCCGGAGCUUCGAUCACACUGUGAUGCUUGUCAGCGUAGACUCCAGCGCAUGGGCGGUAUUUGACGGUUCGGGUCCCGAUGCCGAGACAAACGGACCCCCUGUCGAAUAUGACGCGCAGGAACGUGCCUACGCCUCUGGCUUACGUCGAUGGUACUAUGAAGUUGGCUCGGAUAGGGUCGCAGACCAUAUGCUCCAGGCGGCCAUUGAGAGAGACAGCCAGGAGCGCGAUAUGACACCAAGCAGUCAAGUGCCAAGCGAGUCAGGGAGUCCGGAUUCCAGGCGUGGCCAUCGCAAGCGCAAAAGCAAUCGAAGAGUCACUAUUCAUGAACUGCGGGAUGGCACUCGUUACACUGAGGUCGGUUCUCCAAACAGUGGAAACAGCAGUGUUCAUGAAUUACGGGAUGGCACGCUGUAUGCGAAUAUUUGA